Phoenix dactylifera (date palm) is the source of this 1495-nucleotide messenger RNA. Its product is annotated as 3-ketoacyl-CoA synthase 5. Gene Ontology annotation, molecular function: acyltransferase activity, transferring groups other than amino-acyl groups. NCBI's taxonomy places the organism in Eukaryota, Viridiplantae, Streptophyta, Magnoliopsida, Arecales, Arecaceae. The record is from RefSeq and is a predicted model, not a curated record. Gene Ontology annotation, cellular component: membrane. Gene Ontology annotation, biological process: fatty acid biosynthetic process.
ACUCCUACUUCCUCAUUAAAUAGUAGGAGGCUCCAACCCUAUUCUCGAACACUUUCGGUGAAACCCCCCUGUUCUCCCCACACCUUGUGUCAUGGAUAUUGCCCUUAGAGACCAUGUCUUCUCCUCUCUUCUCCAGUUCAUCGAUCUCUUCACUCUCUUUCUAUCCAUAUCAAUAGAAUCCUAUAUUUUUCUCCACAAAUGGAACCCCACGUACCACCUCUUCCCCAUGUCAUGCAUGCUUCUCCUCCCAGCGCUCCAACGCCUGCUUUCCAUGCACAGACAAGUCUACCUCGUGGACUUCUCCUGCACGAAGCCCCCAAGUCGGUUCCGGGCUCCCAUCCCCUUACUUUUGGAGCACCUCUCCCUCAUGAAAGUCUUCGACGACGCGAGCGUCGCCUUCAUGACCAAGAUCAUCACCACCUCCGGCAUGGGCGACGAGACCUGCUUCCCUCCUUCUCUCCACUACAUUCCCCCCUCCCCCACCCACCAAGACUGCAUCGAGGAAGUCCACAUGGACCUCUUCCCGGCCCUCGAAGACCUCCUCGCCAAGACCAACCUCUCGCCCCGCGACAUCGACGUCCUCGUCGUCAACUGUAGCGGCUUCUGCCCUUCUCCCUCCCUCUCCUCCAUCGUCGUCCACCGCUUCGCCAUGCGCGACGACGUCAAGACCUUCACCAUCUCCGGCAUGGGCUGCAGCGCGGGAGCCAUCGGCAUCGACGUCGCCCAGAGGCUUCUCAAAGUCCACCGCAGGUCCUACGCCGUCGUCCUGAGCACCGAAAUCAUGUCGACCGGGUGGUACAGCGGCAGGGACCGGCGCAAGCUGCUGCUCAACUGCUACUUCCGGAUGGGUGGCUCCGCCGUGCUGCUCACCAACCGGAGGGAGGCCAAGGGGUGGUCCAAGUACCGGCUGGUGCGACUGGUGAGAACCCAGAGAGCCUUCGAUGACAAGUCCUACCUCUCGGCCAUCCGCGAGGAGGACUCCGAAGGCAUCACCGGCUUCUCGAUCGAGCGCAAUCUUCUGACCGUCGUCGCCGAGACGCUCCGGUCCAACGCCGUCGCUGUCGGCACGUCGAUACUUCCACUGCGGGAGAAGUUGAGGUAUGGCGUAAUGAGGCUGUGCAACAAGGCCGCCGCGCCGGACUUCCGGACGGCGAUAAAACAUUACUGCUUCCCGUCGUCGGGGAAGGCGGUGAUGAAGGAGAUAGGGAAGGGGUUGAGGGUGGGGGAGAGAGAGAUGGAACCGGGGCUGAUGACGUUCCACCGGUUCGGGAACCAGUCAUCGGCGUCGAUGUGGUAUCAGUUGGCGUACAUGGAGGCGAAGGGGAGGGUGGAGAGGGGAGAAAGAGUGUGGCAGCUGGGGAUGGGGACUGGGCCCAAGUGCAACAGCCUGGUCUGGGAGUGUUUGAGGGGUGUAAUGGCAAAAGAGGCGGAGAAGGGACCGUGGGAGGACUGCAUCCAUCGGUAUCCCGUGGGCGAAGGCCAGGAGGAUUUGUAG